GCUCGAGUCUGUACAGCUCAAUCUCCCCUGUAUUCAGGCCUGAGGAUCUGUCCAGCUGCCCAUUCUUCGUAUGGCUUCGGCAGGUCAAGAGGCGAACAUGGCAGCCACUAAUGCAGCAGCAGCUUCCGCUGCUGGACUGCGGACAGCCAAGCGAAGCAUGCGAAAGGCCAUGGCACAGCGGUUAGCGCAAAUGUCCCGACAAGAAAUCCUAGAGCAGUCCGAGCAUGUCACCCGGCGUAUCCUCGCCUCGCCAACGUACCAGCGAGCAGAAGCCAUCUCAGUCUAUGUCUCAAUGGCAUCAGGAGAGGUGGAUACAGAUCACCUCUGCCGCCAUACGCUCCUGGCAGGCAAGCGACUCUACGUACCUCUCUUCGCAGCUCCCGCCUCUUCCGCUGCAAGCUCAGCCACCUCUUCUAGCACUUCUUCUCUAAAGUCUCCCGCCUCUACCUUCUCAUCAGACAUGCGCAUGCUCCGUCUGCGUACUCUAGCCGAAUACGAAGGCAUGAAGAUGAAUCGAUGGGGCAUCCGCGAGCCCGAAGAGGAAUAUGCUGCUGGUGUUGAAGAGAUCAGCCAGGGCUCCCCGAGUCCUGAUCAAAGUCAGAGUCAGAACGAGCGCGUAAGACGGGAGAACGCUCUUGAUCCCUCCACGGGCGGAUCGGGGCUGGACUUGAUCCUCUCCCCCGGAGUGGCAUUUGACGAACAGGCCGGUCGAUUGGGCCACGGAAAGGGAUACUACGACCGUUAUUUGGCGCGAUGCGAGGAGUUUGCGCAGCAGAGAGGAAAGGCGGGACCGGUCUGUGUCGCGCUAGGCCUGACCCCACAAGUACUCCCCUCCGGCGAGCGAGUGCCGCAAGACGAGUACGACCGCACGCUAGACGGAAUCGUCGUGCCUUCCGGCGUGCUGAGGGCAACGGAUGAUCGCGGUCGGUGGGAAUGAGCCGAAGUCGGUCGCAGAUAUGGAGGAUCUGAUGAUGAUGAAUAAUUACAUUACAUAUGCUGUGCCACUCUAUGAGGUUCGCUC
This is a messenger RNA of Microstroma glucosiphilum, 1021 nucleotides long. RefSeq names its product 5-formyltetrahydrofolate cyclo-ligase. Gene Ontology annotation, biological process: tetrahydrofolate interconversion; folic acid-containing compound biosynthetic process. The record is from RefSeq and is a predicted model, not a curated record. The transcript is spliced from 4 exons. The coding region runs from base 98 to 937 and encodes 279 amino acids. Gene Ontology annotation, cellular component: mitochondrion. Lineage: Eukaryota; Fungi; Basidiomycota; Exobasidiomycetes; Microstromatales; Microstromataceae. Gene Ontology annotation, molecular function: 5-formyltetrahydrofolate cyclo-ligase activity.